ACUACCAUAACCAUGAAGAUGAGUUUCUCCCAUCUGAUUUCACAGUGUGGACUACUCUGGUUGCUAUUGUUUCUGCUUCCUUUGGUCAAUGCAGUGUCAAAAUCUGAAAACUACCAGACAUAUAUCAUCCACAUGGACCAUACUCACAAGCCUGAAUCUUUCUUAACCCAUGAGUCAUGGCAUCGUUCCAUCCUAAAAUCAUUGUCGUCAUCUCCUGCUGAUGACAAAGAACUAUUGUUGUACUCAUACAACCAUGUCAUGCACGGCUUCAGCGCUAGGCUCACACCCUCUCAGCUAUCUGAGAUUGAGGAAUCUCCAUCUCACCUUGCCACUAACCCAGAGUCCUUUGUUAAGUCAAUGACAACCUACUCCCCUAAGUUUCUUGGGCUACAAGAAAAUUUUGGCAUAUGGCCUGCUGCCUCAUAUGGAGAAGAUGUGAUCGUAGGCGUGGUUGAUACGGGAGUUUGGCCAGAAAGCAAGAGUUUUAACGACGAGGGUAUGCCACCUGUGCCGAAAAAAUGGAAGGGCAAGUGUGAGAAUGGCACGGAUUUUAGCCCUUCAAAGUGCAACAAGAAACUCAUUGGGGCUCGAUUCUAUUACAAAGGAUUCCUAGCUCAACAUUCUAACGCAUUUGAGGAUGGCGAAUUUCUUUCUCCAAGAGACUUCUCGGGUCAUGGAACGCACACAGCAUCCACAGCAGUUGGUAACAAUGUUCCUGGAGUAAGUUACUUUGGAUAUGCAAGAGGUACAGCCAUUGGGAUGGCUCCUCGUGCACGUCUUGCUGUCUACAAAGCCCUUUGGCUAAAAGACGGACGGGGUACCGGUGCAACGUGUGACGUUCUUGCUAGCAUGGAACAAGCAAUUCUUGACGGGGUUGAUAUAAUGUCUUUGUCUCUUGGCUUUAAUAGCAAAGCUUAUUUAACUGAUCCUGUUGCCUCGGGUUCUCUUUCAGCAAUUGAGAAAGGGAUUUUUGUUGUUUGUUCUGCCGGCAAUGAUCUUGAUUUUAAAACAGUAGACAAUGUAGCACCUUGGAUCACAACUGUUGGGGCUGGCACACUUGAUCGAAGUUUCAAUGCAAAAAUGACUCUAAAAAAUGGGGUUUCCAUUGAAGGUACAUCAUACUUUCGAAAGAACAUUUCCAUUACUGAUUUGCCUUUGUACUAUGGCAAAGACAACGUGAGUAAAGCAAUUUGCAAGGACGGAACAUUGGAUAGAAAGGAGGUUGCUGGAAAGGCAGUCAUCUGUGAUUACUCAGGGUCAAAUGUUUCUCAACAAAUUGAGGAGGUUAAAAGGGCAGGUGCUUCUGCGGCUAUCAUCACAGAUUUAUUCUUACCAUUAUCGUAUGAGAAGUACAUCAUGUUCGAUGUUGUUGAGUACAGCAUUCCGAGCCUUAUUUUGCCAACUGGUUCGGGGACUUUGGUUAAAGAGUAUGUGACAAGGGCGAAAAACCCGAAAGUGAAAGACAUGAGUUUUGUGUUAACGAGGUUGGGUACAAAGCCUGACCCUCAAGUGGCCAAAUUCUCUUCGAAAGGUCCAAAUCCAAUCAGUCCAGGAGUUUUAAAGCCAGAUAUUAUUGCUCCAGGAGUUGAUGUUUUAGCCGCAGUUGAUACAGGUUAUGAAUUAAUGUCGGGCACAUCAAUGGCGACACCACAUGUUGCUGGGGUUGGAGCUUUACUGAAAGCAAUCCACCCCAAGUGGAGCCCAGCAGCUAUCCGAUCGGCUAUGAUGACCACAGCCUAUGCCAUGGACAAUACUGGCACAAUUAUUAAAAGCGAAUUUGCAAAUGAAUUAGGCUCCCCUCUGGAGUUUGGGGCUGGCCACAUCAAUCCGAAUAAAGCGAUGAAUCCAGGACUCAUCUAUGACAUGGGUUUCCAAGAUUAUGUUGAUUUUCUGUGUGGCGUGGAACACACUAAGGAGCAAAUGAGUGCUCUCAUUAGACGACCUCAAUGGAGUUGCAGCAACAAAUCUAUUCAUGAUCUAAACUAUCCCUCUUUCACGGCCGCACUCACAACCGAAACCAAAUAUCCAGUGGCAAUGAGCUUCAGCAGGGUUGUGACAAAUGUUGGAAAUGAUAAAGCUGUUUACCAGGCACAUUUGGAGUACAAUGCCACCGGUUUGAAAAUAAGUGUGGAACCAAUGACUCUUACAUUUACCCGCAAAUAUCAGACUCGAAGUUUUGUUGUGAGCAUUGAGCUUGAUAGAGAAUUUUCAAGGGUAAUUUAUGAUUUUCUCAAAUGGAUAGAUCAAGAUAGCCACAUAGUAACAAGUCCUAUAGUGGCUACCAAUUUCUAGUAGACAAUAUUGGCAUGUUCCCGUGCUAAAUACUAUGAUCAACUGCUGAGGGAACAGGUUAAAGUUGUCUAAGUUGUGGUCUAGGUUGUUGCUGUGUUCCUUUUUUUGUUAUGUUCUGUUCUGUAGCUUGUGCUCUGUUUUAUUCAAUGUAACUUUUCUUGGCUGUUAUGAAUGAAAGGUUCAGUUUGUUUUCAAAAAAAAAAAAA
Quercus lobata is the source of this 2498-nucleotide messenger RNA. Its product is annotated as subtilisin-like protease SBT1.7. Gene Ontology annotation, molecular function: serine-type endopeptidase activity. Gene Ontology annotation, biological process: proteolysis. The coding region runs from base 13 to 2292 and encodes 759 amino acids. NCBI's taxonomy places the organism in Eukaryota, Viridiplantae, Streptophyta, Magnoliopsida, Fagales, Fagaceae. The transcript has a single exon. The record is from RefSeq and is a predicted model, not a curated record.